Messenger RNA from Helianthus annuus (common sunflower), 2688 nucleotides. RefSeq names its product EIN3-binding F-box protein 2. Gene Ontology annotation, biological process: SCF-dependent proteasomal ubiquitin-dependent protein catabolic process. The transcript is spliced from 2 exons. The coding region runs from base 374 to 2242 and encodes 622 amino acids. Lineage: Eukaryota; Viridiplantae; Streptophyta; Magnoliopsida; Asterales; Asteraceae. The record is from RefSeq and is a predicted model, not a curated record. Gene Ontology annotation, molecular function: protein binding. Gene Ontology annotation, cellular component: SCF ubiquitin ligase complex.
UUGAUAAAGAUUCAAUGAAUGUAUGCAAUGCAUUACCAACCAUGACUGUUUAGGGGGAGGUGGUUAUAAUGUAUCUAACACAUCAGCAUGAUUUACAUACAUCCCCUUUUGUAUAUAUAUAAUCCCACUAACCCAAUCACCAUUCACCACCAAUAUCACAUUUCAACCAAUCCACCAUUCUCCAAACCCCUCUUUCUUUUUGCCCUGCUACUUGACUGUACAGGGUUUCCUUGUGAAUGCAGCAAAAUCUUGACCAAUAUUUCUUCAACAACUUCAGUUUUUUCAUCAUUUUUGUGUGUUUUUUGGUGAAAGAUUCAAUCUUUUUGGUGAAAGAUUUGAUCUUUUUGGUGGGUUCUUUCCAGCUGUUACAAAGAUGCCUGCUUUGGUUAAUUACAGGGGGGACGAUGACUAUCAUACAGGUGGAUCACUAUGCUCAAAAGAUUCGACCCGUUUGCUAUCCUUUUACGGGUCUCCUUGCAAACGUCAAAGAAUCAGUGAUUCAUACUUCCAUUUUCUCGAAGAAGAAAAGAAACCGUCUAUUGAAGUCCUUCCAGACGAGAUUCUUUACGAAAUCUUCAGGCGUUUGUCCGGUGGUCAAGCGCGAAGUGCAGCGGCGUGCGUCUCUAGCCGUUGGCUCACGGUUCUGAGUAAUGUCAGAACCUCAGAGAUGGUUCAUGAUGUUCACGAACCAUCUGAUGACGUUGAGAUGGUACAAGAAAACGAUGGGUUUCUUACUAGAUGUUUAGAAGGAAAGAAAGCAACGGAUCGCAGACUUCAAUCUGUUGCGGUUGGGACGUCUGCCCGUGGUGGUUUGGGCAAGCUUUCGGUCAGGGGAAGUAACAAGGUUACCAAGAUAGGGCUCACCGCGAUCGCACAUGGGUGCCCGUCACUAAAGGUUCUAUCUUUAUGGAACGUUCCUUCAAUCGGCGACGAAUCGUUGAUCGAGAUCUCAAAAGAAUGCCGUUUGUUGGAAAAACUUGAUCUUUCUCAUUGUAAUUCAAUUUCCAACAAGGGUAUUUCUGCAAUCGCCCAAAACUGCCCGAAUUUGUCUUCGUUAACAAUCGAGUCGUGUAUAAACGUUGGAAACGAGAGUCUUCAAGCCGUUGCCCGAUGCUGCCCGAAUCUACAAUCGAUUACGAUCAAAGACUGCCCGAAUGUUGGUGACCAGGGAGUUGCUACUCUCUUGUCGUCGCUUUCGUCGGUUUUGAAGAAAGUGAAACUUCAAUCGUUAAACAUAACCGACUUCUCCUUAGCUGUGAUCGGGCAUUACGGGAAAUCAAUUACCAAUCUUGCGCUUAUCGGUCUUCAAACCGCUAGUCAAAAGGGGUUUUGGGCGAUGGGUAGCGCGAAAGGUCUUCAAUCGCUAACGUCGUUAACUGUCGUUUCGUGUUACGGGAUCACGGAUCUGAGCCUUGAAGCAAUAGCGAAAGGUUGCGGUUUGUUGAAACAAAUGUUGAUUAAGAAGUGUUGCUUCGUGUCCGAUAAGGGAUUGGUUUCUUUUACGGAAGCUGCUGAGUCUCUUGAAUGUCUGCAAUUGGAAGAAUGCAAUCGGAUCAGUCAACACGGGAUUUUGAAAACUUUAAAGUCAAAAUUGAAGUCUUUGACAAUAGUCAAAUGUAUGGGAAUCAAAGAUAUCGCCCAAGAAACAUCCGAUUUGACUCGAUGUGAAUCGCUUCGAUCUUUAACCAUUCGAGAUUGUAUCGGGUUCGGAAACACAACGUUGGCAAUUUUCGGAACGUUUUGUCCACAGCUACAAAAUCUUGAACUAAGCGGGCUUUGCGGGAUAACCGAUUCCGGUCUAUACCCGAUUCUCGAAAACUGCCAGGCUGGACUGGUCAAAGUCAACCUAAGCAACUGCCUAAACUUGACCGACAAAGUGGUGGUCGAUCUCGCUAAGAUUCACGGUGAAACCCUAAAAGUUUUGAAUCUCGAAGGCUGCCGGAGGAUCACCGAUGAAAGUUUGGCGUCAAUUUCCGACUACUGCUUCUUACUCAGUGAUCUUGAUGUUUCGAAGUGUUGCGUAACGGAUAAUGGAUUACGUUGUUUGUCCGAAGGUGUUUUGAUCGGCUUGCAAAUCCUUUCCGUCUCGUGUUGCUCCAAGAUUUCGAACAAAAGCGCGCCGUUCUUGAAAAAGCUCGGACAAACGUUAGUCGGAUUGAACAUCCAGCAAUGCAAUCUCAUCAGCAGUAGUUUAGUCGAUUCGCUCGUUGAGAAUCUUUGGCGGUGCGAUAUCCUUUACUGAAGAAUAAAAGUAUCGGUUUCGUGUGGAUCUUUAGCUAGUCAGCUGGUUUUCUAGUCACAAACGGCGAAUUUUGUGACGGUUUUACCCUUGUUUUUUUGAACAAAAACAAGACGGUUCGGCUGCUGCUAUGGUGACACACAACCCUGUCAUGGUGUCUUGGUCUUUACUUUAGGGUCUAGUUUAGUUUAGUGGUUCGAGCGGUCUUAUGGUUCGAGUCAGUUGUAAGCGUCUAGUACCGUUGUGCGGUUUGAGGAUGCAAGAGGGUGCACCUGGUUUUUGGGCUAUGGUAAAAACAACUUUGUGGUUGUUUUUUUUUUAUGAACCAUGGUUCAUGUUUUUUGAUGGGAUUUUAGAGUCCUGUUUCCCAGGUUGAUCUUCUUGCUACCUUAAAUUUGUACCCUUUUUUAGUGAUUAUAAUGAAGAGAAAUGUUUAAUGUACUUUGUUA